Molecule: messenger RNA, 816 nt
Organism: Fusarium sp. VM40
Lineage: Eukaryota; Fungi; Ascomycota; Sordariomycetes; Hypocreales; Nectriaceae
Source: the annotation of a GenBank genome assembly
AUGUUGGAACUUCUUACUAAACAAUAUGACCCUCAGAGUUUGCCCUACCAUAUUAUUGUCCCGUCCCUUCCUGGAUAUACUCUUUCGUCAGGUCCCCCUCUUAAUCGGGAUUUUAGUAAUGCAGAUGCUGCUCGAGUUAUGAACCAGCUCAUGGUCGAUUUGGGCUUUGGCAGGAAUGGCUACAUUGCCCAAGGUGGCGACAUUGGAAGUGACCUAGCUCGUCGAAUGGCCAAGUUUCACCCUGAGUGCAAGGCAGUUCACUUGAAUCAUCUAAUGCUAGAUCCCAACGAUGCUCCGAACAGCAUGGAGGGUGUGUUGGACGCGGAAAUGGCCAACCUUGGAAAACUGCAACGGUUCUGGCAAACCGGCUACGCAUAUGGUAUGGAGCACGGUAGCCGGCCCGCCACCAUCGGGCUUGUUUUGUCUACUAGCCCUCUAGCAUUGCUAGCCUGGGUUGGAGAGAAGUUCUUGGAGUGGGCUGACGACCGCGAGCCCAUUCCAUUAGAAACCAUUCUUAGAAUGGUAACUCUUUAUUGGUUUACUUCCACGUUUCCACGAUCCAUUUAUCCAUAUCGUUGGUUUGUCCGCGAACCAGACCGGUCCUACUCUGGUUUUGACGAAAAGCCAUUUGGCUAUUCUGCCUUUGAAAGGGAAGUAUCGAAUCCUCCAAAGGCGUGGACGGAGAAGCUCCUUCCGAAGUUGAUCCGAUAUGAUCAUGAGAAGGGAGGUCAUUUCCCUGCCUUGGAACAGCCUGAGCUAUUUCUCAAAGACUUGGAAGACUUCGCAACUCGGGCCGGACAUAUAUUCAAGACCUAG